ACUUUCAACAUUUCAGUCGACUCUCAAGGUAGAAAAAAAAACCGCUCUACCGGGCUGAAGGAGAGCUUCGCGUUCACACACACACACACACACACACACACACACACACACAGAGGAGAGACAGAUUACACGGGGAGAGUGACGGCGGCGCGUUUCGCCGAGCAGGAGACCUGUUCGCCCGGAGUGAUUGGCUAUUUCUUCAAAAUGAGAAAGUCUUGAGAAAUGUCCCUCUCUUUUUCUUCUUCUUCUUUUUUCACCCUCCCCGGGCGACACCUUCAGCAGCCAUAAUGUACAGGCGGAAACAGGCGAGUGUUCGCAGCUUCCAAACAAUAUUUUCUGGAUUGUCAAGAACUCAGAGAUCUCAGAAGGCUGAGCGCUGAGUGCCGUUAACACCUUCGCCGACAACAUCUGAGGAGCACGUCCUGUUUUUUGAUUCCACCCGUCACAUUCCCCCGUCUCGUCGCGCUGAUAGACUCCACCUGCUCACCUGGUGACCCGCUGUUGCUAUGGAGAAUCUCAGCGAGCUGCAGAAUCCAUUGUUGGACAAAAACAGUAAGCACAUGGUGAACGGUUACGGGGGCGACUUCCCCAAUAACCAGUACCAGGAAAACAUCAUUAACUACUUCGCUGGCGGAGGAGGUGGAGGUGAGGGAGGAGGAGGAGGAGGUGGAGGAGGAGGAGGAAAGGUGAACAACGGCAACGUAGUGAGCGGAGGUAGUUACAAUACCAAUGGGAAAGUGAAAUCGCAGCAGCUUCUGGACGCCACCUCGCUGCACCUGGCGGUGGAGGCCUUCUACAGACCCAACUUCAUCCUGUACAAGGAGGACAGCAGCAGCAUCAAGGCUAAGGAAUACAAAAGCGAGUGCUGUGAGACCACCUUCACGGAGAAGAAGGCGAAGGAGGCGUCCAACACAACGGGGGCGGACACGCCCGGCACGGAGGAUCCCCAGGCGAAGCUGCUGGAAGAAGGCGAACACGUCAAGAUCCAAACCGUGUCGUACGAGGUGGAGGAGGAGGAGUACGUGGAGUACGAGACGGACUGCUCCAGCGACAGCGAGAGCGAGGACAACUUCAUCGUCGUCCCGCCGCGAGACCACCUGGGCCUGGCCAUCUUCUCCAUGCUCUGCUGCUUCUGGCCCCUGGGAAUCGCGGCGUUCUACUUCUCGCAGGGGACCACCAAGGCGGUGAACAAAGGUGACUUCCCGCUGGCCAACAUCGCGUCCCGACGGGCUCUGUUCCUCGCCGCCCUCUCCAUCACUAUAGGCACCGGCGUGUACGUCGGGGUAGUGGUAGCUCUCAUCGCCUACCUUUCUAAACCAGGACACAUAUAGCGGCCGCACCCUGCCUCCACACACCGCCCCGGGGGAGCCCAGGUGGAGAACAACACCCCCACCCCCGUCCUUCCCCCUUGGGAACGGCAGCGCUCCUGAAAACUUCAACGAAAGUUUUUUUUUUGGUUUUUCUUCUGGGGGAUGUACAGUUUCCUUUUGUUCCCCCCCCCACCCCCACCCCCUUCUCCACCAUCCUUUCUUUCCAGCUUUCUCUCCCUACAGGCCCUCUGUCAGCCUAGAUUAUCCACAGUGACUGGAGAGAGGUCAAGCUGGAGGGUGAGCAGAGAGGGAACUCGGGAUAGACAAAGGUUUUUUUGUUGAGACGAAGCAGAGUUUGAGUAAUGGAAAUAUUCCACGUUGGAGUUCAUCCCAUUGACUUAAACCCCUGUUGGCAUCAUCCUCUUUUUUUUUCUUUUUUUUUUUCUUUCUAACUGCCAAGACCCCGACAAAAAAAGAAAAAACGCUGAGGAGGACGGACUGAGACUCCUUGAACUUGAGCAAUUAGAGGUUGAGGAAGGUUGGAAAGUCAACGCUCUUAAGCCGACUCUAUGUUGUUGUUGUAUGAGCUGCAGUUAAACGUGUAGCCUCUACCGGAGUCCUGUCUCCUUCCUGUCAUCGCAAGUUCGCCACCCGGGACUGUCUUUAAGAGACCGUGAGCCUCCCUCAUCAACUCAAACACCCAAGACUGUGUCCGUCUCUGGAUGACCACAAUUUCAGAUUCUUGUAUCACGAAACUUAAGAGGAAAAAGAAAACACAAAAAAAAACAGAAACCACUGAGUGAAGAAUAAAGCUCUGAUUGGGGAAAAAAAGAAAAUCAUGAUCAAAUACAAUCAGAGGCCGUUUCUUUUGUCAUUGAACAUUAUGCACUGGCAUGAAUCGAAUGUGAACGAAGCCUCGGGCUUGUGUUUUUUCACCCUCGGAGAAAAGGUGUCCAUCUAUCAAAGACGUGCCCUGAAAUCUACUCAAAUCUGUUCACGCCAGAUAUGGUUUGCCUCCACACGUGCAAAAUCUGCUUUUUUUUUUUUUUGGUUUUUUAAUGUAUUUUUCUGUUCCCUGCUGUCUAAAGGCACCUUGAUUAAUCUCACUUCAAGGAAUGCUUAUUUAUAGCCUUCGCAAAAAAAAAAAAAAGUAAAGCACAGAAGAAGCGAGGAGGCCAGAUGGUCAGGAAUUCAGGGGGAAAGCGGUGCAUGGUGUCUCCCGCUGAAUCCCGUAACUCAACGUGAAGUGAAACAUCAGCCCCUCGCAAUGGGCGAGGAAGUUAUAAAUCAGGUAGGAUAAUGUCAUUUAAAAAGCGGGCCUUACUGAUCCUCCCGGGGCUGCACGGAGACAAACAAAGUGCAGCCGUCUGACAGCUCUGGAUUCAGCUGUGAUCAGUCAUUCCUUGCAUGAGUCUUGCUACGCCAGCAGUACACUGCGAUGCAUGAUGAAUCGGAUCUAGUACCUGCUUUUGUCAGAUCAUUAAGAAAAAAAGCCUAAAUUAAAAUUGAUCAGGCCGCGACGGGGCUCAUAUUUUGUGCAGCGCUUCAACCGACAGACUCCCCAUUCGGCUCAGAGGGCGUUUUAAAGGUUAUGUUGAAAGUGUUGAAGUCAAAUUUAUACUCAAAACAAACAGGCGGCAGCAUGUUAUUGGUAACGUAUAACUGCUGCUAACUAGAGCUUCCAUUAGCUGGUUAGCUCGAUUAGCUGUGCAGCUCGCGGUUUGGACUGGGGAGCUCGAGGACAAGGGAAGUGUUAUUGGAGUUAUGAAAGCUGGCUAGCAUGCUAAUUUUUCAUGGUAACUUCUGCCAUUUUUUUUUCACAAUCUGUUGGUAACUUUAGCCGAUCUUAAGAGAAAAAAAAACAUCCGCACACUCAAUCUGUGCAAAAAUCUGUUUAAUGUGCACGAGCUUUCAGCCGGGACUACAACUCCCUUGAUGUUUCACCAGUGUGUUCUGCAUGCAAGCUAAUCAAGUGAUGCGCUUUUUAACCUGUUCGUACUACAGCAACCUCUUGCUGCCUGUUCAAAGCCUUUGAAGAAGGUCUCAGACCGAAAGCUUGCGCACAUCUAACAGAUCUCAGCACUUAUUGAGUGUGUGGAUGCUUCCUUCUGUCCCAGACUGAUGUUUUAUAGCUCCUGCACCUGUUUUAGUUUGAGCGUUUUCAGCCCAGAUUCUUCCGUAUUGCCCCUUUAAAGUAAUAUUCCAGUUUGUUCUUUCACAACUUAAGAAUUCUUGCAGAAAACAGACAAAAUUACUGAUCCUCCCUCUGUAUGAAGGGCUUAUUAAUCAAAGAUGUAUUCGUUUUGCGUUUUCAUUACGCAGACAGGUAGACGCUAGUUCAAGCGGCGAAGCCUCAAGAGGUGACAUUAUACACUUGGUUUCUCUGCACAGGUCCCGCAUUAGUCAUAGCUGACAUUUAUGGUGCACAAUUAGCUCACCGUAAUGGCUUUUUUUUUUUUUUUCUGAAGGAAUGUGUACUCUCUGGAGCUCAGUCCUGAAAUAGCACAAGCACAUUAAUUUCCCUAAUAAGCCACUUUUGCCGCCGUUGCCGGCGUGCUGUCAGAGCGCGCAGGUAAACAAUCCGUUUACACGUCCUCGGCUCUGUGAGCGUUUUUAAAAUAAACAUGCGAGUUGGUUCUGUCGUGCGAAUGGAAAGUGAACGUCGCCCCGCGCUCUCCUGUGCGGCUCUGCAGAAAUAGAAACUGCAGCGAAGGCGCCGAGCUUCUUUUUUUUUUUUUUUUUUUUCUUUCCUCCUUUUGAAUUUUUAUUUUUGGCCACGUUGAUUCAGGAGAAUUCGAACGCUGACUGAUUCGUUUGCAGCCCCCCUGAGGUUCAGCUCGUUGAGUAAUAGCCGGUCAUUACACACUGCAGAUGUUUGGCCUUUUAUAAUCUCCGACCCCGCCUCCCCUUCUUAACACCACAUGUCCAGCGGUGACUAAUGAGCCGCUGGUUUCCAUAUCGAGCAUACGCACACGUCACGACCAUCUCUGUAACUAUACUGAAAAGACUCUGUAUGUUUUUGGGGGUUUUUUUGUUUUUUUUUGCUCACGUCUCUCGGGAGAAAGUUUCAAAUUGCUGAUAAUGCUGAAAACAUGCUUUGUAUUAAUGUUGCGUGUCACUCAAAUGGUGUGUUUUUCUUUACCUGGCUUCUUUUCGGCAACCCUGGUAUUGUGCAAUGUGUUAUUUUCUUCUCAUCGUGACGAGCUGAUGUACACACGUUUUUGCCGAAUUCAAGAAGAUGACAUUGUCUUUUCUUACGUUUCUGUUUGGGGAUUUUGUCUUUUUUCUUUUGUGAAGGCAACAUGUACAUAGUGCAAAUAAAGAAAUGUUCAAAUGUAAUGACAAAUAAAUCAGAAAGGAAGGACGG
Acanthopagrus latus (yellowfin seabream) is the source of this 4677-nucleotide messenger RNA. RefSeq names its product synapse differentiation inducing 1-like (gene syndig1l). NCBI's taxonomy places the organism in Eukaryota, Metazoa, Chordata, Actinopteri, Spariformes, Sparidae. Gene Ontology annotation, cellular component: membrane; intracellular membrane-bounded organelle. The coding region runs from base 507 to 1331 and encodes 274 amino acids. The transcript has 4 exons. The record is from RefSeq and is a predicted model, not a curated record.